Molecule: messenger RNA, 384 nt
Organism: Iphiclides podalirius (scarce swallowtail)
Lineage: Eukaryota; Metazoa; Arthropoda; Insecta; Lepidoptera; Papilionidae
Source: the annotation of a GenBank genome assembly
AUGGUAUCGUCGUCUGGAGAUUUACGAGCCCACCUCCGAGAGGCGGACUUCGCCCGCGCGAGGGCGGAUGGGAAGUGGGCCUUCUCUAACGGCGUCGUUACAACCGCUAACGGUCGCCGAGGGCGGCUGGCGCUAUCGGCGGCGCUGGGCGGGCGGAAAGCCGCCGCGGCUAACGUCCCGCCCGCCCCGGCGCUUCCGCACUUAUUUACACCGACGCGGGCCGAUAUGUUUCCGGCGAUCGCUAUCGGGCCUCCAAAGGGUCCACCGCCUCACCCGAAACCGGUCAACCCGAUCCGAGUGUGUGCCGUGUCGGGUUUUUUCCGGUGUCUCAUUAGAAACGCGCCGCUGACAACCUCGACUCGCGUGGAGAUCCGUGUGCGAAUU